AUGAACGUCACGCCUGCCAACUUCGGAGACGCAUUGGUAAAGACGGCAGAUGGUGGGUAUCAGUCCUGGGUAGAUGAAGAAUGCGAGGGCGCAAGUUCUCCGUGGACGGGCUGGACGAGGGGGCGGCGAGAUGUGAUUGAUCCAACCAGGUCGAACUGGCAGUCUGAUACAGGGGGACGAGAUCAGAAAGGUGUGCAAGGGUGGGAUGGCCCCAUGCAAACAUACGUAGUGUUGCUUUUUGGCUCGCAUAAAGUAGCAUGGCGGUUUAGCUCUCGCAGAGGGCUAGGCGACAUGCCGCUACAGGCCAAUUGCGAUACAGCAUCUCUUCCGAUCGAACCCCGCAUCAACGCCAUGAGUUUCGUCCUUGAUCCACUGAUGAUUCGAGUUUGUUCGAUAGAGGCGCAACACCACUAG
This is a messenger RNA of Microsporum canis CBS 113480, 414 nucleotides long. RefSeq lists its product as uncharacterized. The transcript has a single exon. The coding region runs from base 1 to 414 and encodes 137 amino acids. The record is from RefSeq and is a predicted model, not a curated record. Lineage: Eukaryota; Fungi; Ascomycota; Eurotiomycetes; Onygenales; Arthrodermataceae.